AUGAAGGUCUCAGAAAUUCUCGCUCAAUUUCAAGCCUGGCUGAAGAAGUGGGGGUUAGGCUUUCUACUUGCCAGCCUUGGGCUUGGUUCGAAGUCGGCACAAGAAGCGAACGUUAAAACAAUACGUGACAGGAAUGCGAAGAAUGAUCUGCUCGACCUCACUGAGAAAAUCAGCAAGGAAUCAUCCCGAUACCCUGUCGCGCAAGGCAGCUUUGGGGAUGUCUGGAAGUGCAUAUACAAGCACCCUCCAAUCACGGUUGAGGCGAGUGGAUCUUUCAAGUUUGCGCCUGUUGCAGUGAAGUCUUUGCGACUUGAAAUUCCGAACGAUAGUUGUAAGAAAAAAAUUACCGAGAGGCUGGAACGCGACUUGCAGCGGAACGCUCAGCUGAAACACGCCAAUCUAUUACCUUUGCUGGGAAUAACUCAAGGGUUCGGUCCGCUGCCUGCAAUUGUCUCCCCAUGGAUGAACAAAGGCUCACUUACCAUGCUUCUGGAACGUGAUUUCCAGCAACUCACUCUCACUCGAAUGCUCCAAAUUCUCAAAGAUGUAGCUUCGGCUCUUCAGUACUGUAUGCGACAAACGGCACUACACGGUGAUCUCACCGGCAACAACAUUCUCAUCGAUGAGAACGACAACACCUUCAUGGCUGACCAUGGAAUUCUCACUUUAUGUGCCGAGCUCCAUGGCACGUCAUAUAUCAGAAGCAAUGUGCGAUGGGCCGCACCUGAAAACUUUCAAGUCCCGGAAGAUGACGAGUCAAUAAGCUCGCCCCAAUUGGCAUCAGACAUCUAUUCUUUCGGGUGCAUCAUGUUGCAGGUCUUCACAGGAAAAGUUCCAUAUUCCGAAUUUCGAAGUGAUCAUCAAGUUACCGUGCAGAUACUCAGAGGCCGGAAGCCUGCUCGACCAGUGACUCCGCCCAUUGCGGAUGCUUUAUGGGAUUUCAUGCAGAAGUGCUGGCUUGAUGAACCGGAACACAGACCUUCAGCCAAGGAAGUCCUGAUAUUUAUACAGGCACAGCUGAAACUGCCAUAG
Molecule: messenger RNA, 1032 nt
Organism: Suillus subalutaceus
Lineage: Eukaryota; Fungi; Basidiomycota; Agaricomycetes; Boletales; Suillaceae
Product: kinase-like domain-containing protein
Exons: 8
Coding region: 1-1032 (343 amino acids)
Biological process (GO): protein phosphorylation
Molecular function (GO): ATP binding; protein kinase activity
Source: RefSeq, a predicted model, not a curated record